GGUACGUUGAAGCAGAGUCCUCUAAAACGGGCUAUUAAGAGAAAGCCCAAACUAAAACCAAGCAUUUGACCUCCGCCUAAAGUCUUUCAAAUAAACCCUAAAUCACUCAUCCACCCGAAAAUGGCUGAAUCAUUGUGAUUUCUUCAACACUUCCAAAGUUUAUCACUCAAAUAACCUCAUUUCCAUUGAUUUCUCUCAGCUUAUCUGAAAAUGGCGAAACUUUCUUGCUCAAAAAUGCAACAUUUACGACCACCUAGGGUUUAUCCUGGGUUUUAUGGGAUCUCGAGUAAAUCCCCUUUAAAUCUCAUCAAACAAUUUUGUUCUACUACUUCUGUUGAUGACUCAUUACCUGAAUCUCUGUCCCCCAUUGAUCCAAUCCAAGAAACAAGCAAUGAAAGUGCAAAAUCUGAAGGUGGUACUUUGGUUGAAGGUGGAACAGAGCACAAACAGAGGACUCCAAGAGGUAAGAAUCGAAACCCAGAAAAAACUGAGGAUAUUAUUGCUAGAAUGAUGGCUAAUAGAGCUUGGACAACUCGUUUACAGAAUUCAAUUCGUAAUUUAGUGCCUCAAUUUGAUCAAUCUCUUGUAUUGAAUGUGUUGGAUAGUUCCCGGAAGACGGAGCACGCGCUCCAGUUCUUCCGGUGGGUCGAACGAUCGGGUUUAUUUAAACAUGAUAGAGAGACCCAUAUGAAAAUUAUUGAGAGAUUAGGCCGAUCAUUGAAGCUCAAUCAUGCCCGGGAAAUCCUAAUGGAUAUGCCGAAAAAGGGUGUUCCAUUUGAUGAAGAUAUGUUUGUUGUGUUGAUUGAGAGUUAUGGUAAGAAUGAGAUUGUUCAGGAGUCUGUAAAAAUAUUUCAGCAGAUGAGGGAGUUGGGUGUGGAGAGGACUGGGAAAUCAUAUGAUGCUUUGUUUAAGGUGAUAUUGCGGCGAGGGAGGUAUAUGAUGGCGAAACGGUACUAUAAUAAGAUGUUGGAGGAGGGGAUUGCACCUGCUAAGCAUACAUUUAAUAUCUUGUUGUGGGGUUUCUUUUUGUGUCAAAAAGCUGAGACUGCGAAUAGGUUUUACGAGGAUAUGAGGAACCGAGGGAUUAUGCCUGAUGUGGUUACGUAUAAUACAAUGAUUAAUGGGUUUUAUCGUUUGAAGAAUAUAGAAGAAGCGGAGAAGUUUUUCGUGGAGAUGAAGGGAAAGAAUAUAGCACCUACUGUUAUAAGCUAUACUACUAUGAUUAAAGGUUAUGUUGCCAUGGGAAAGGUAGAUGAUGCUCUUAGAAUGUUUCAGGAGAUGAAGGAUUUUGGUAUCAGGCCAAAUUCUGUCACAUAUUCAACGCUUUUGCCUGGGCUUUGUGAUGCUAAGAAAACGUCUGAAGCUCAGAUAAUCUUGAGGGAGAUGGUAGAGAGACAUGCUGCUCCCAAGGAUAAUUCGAUCUUCUUAAAGUUGUUGAACUGCCAGUGCGAGUCAGGUAACCUGGAUGCUGCUGUGGAUGUGCUUAAAGCAAUGAUUAGAAUGAGCAUUCCGACUGAGGCUGGACAUUAUGGGAUCUUGAUUGAAAACUCAUGUAAGGCUAAGGCCUAUGAUCAGGCAGUGAAAUUACUAGACAAGCUUAUUGAGAAAGAUAUAGUACUGAGGCCUCAAAGUACCUUCGAUAUGGAGCCAACUUCUUAUAAUGCAAUUAUUGAAUAUCUAUGCAACAAUGGUGACACUAAAAGAGCAGAAACCCUUUUCAGACAGCUGAUGAAAAAAGGUGUCCAGGAUCCUAAAGCUUUCAAUAAUUUGAUCCGUGGGCAUUCUAAAGAGAAGAAUCCUGAAGCUGCAUUUGAAUUGCUGAAUAUCAUGAUCAGGAGAGGGGUCCCAUCAAAAGCAGAUGCCUACAAGUUACUUAUCCAUAGUUUCUUGGAGAAAGGCGAACCAGCUGAUGCCAAAACAGUUCUUGAUAGUAUGAUUGAGAAUGACCACUUGCCUGACUCAGCUGUGUUCAGAGCAGUCAUGGAGGGUCUUUUCAAUGAUGAAAGGGUGCAAACAGCUAGCCGUGUUAUGAAGAUGAUGUUGGAGAAAGGGGUGACGAAUAACAUGGACUUAUCUGCAAAGAUUUUAGAGGCUCUGUUCAUGAGAGGUCAUGUUGAGGAAGCUCUUGGAAGAAUUGAGCUAUUGAUGCACAGUGGUUGUGCACCAGAUAUCGAUAAUCUUUUAUCAGUUCUGAGUGAUAAGGGAAAGACAAUAGCUGCUCUGAAACUUCUAGAUUUUGCUUUGGAGAGAGAUUUUACAUUGGACUUUUCGAGCUAUGACAAGGUGCUAGAUGCCCUUAUAGGUGCUGGUAAGACACUAAACGCAUACUCAAUAUUGUGCAAAAUAUCGCUAAAGGGCGGUGUGACUGAUAAGAGCAGCUACGAGAGUCUAAUCAAAACCCUGAAUGAGGAGGGAAACUCGAAGCAAGCUGAUGUUUUAUCAAGAAUGCUGAAUGGUGAUGUAGGUGAUAGUACUAAGAAAGGAAAGAAGCAAAAGUUAGUAGCAUCUUAAUUUUCCUAAUUUUUUUAAACUUUCUUUUUUCCUGUUGGUAGAAUUAAAGAUGGAUUUUGAUCUCCCUCUUCAUUAUCAGGGUUAAAUAAUACUGGAGGAGACCUGUUGUGUAUUUUAUACUUAUCAGUUUUGUUGUUCUUGUAGACAAUUAUUGAAAUUUGGAAAUUGAAUUCAGGAUCUUAUUUUGCUGUUA
This is a messenger RNA of Chenopodium quinoa (quinoa), 2704 nucleotides long. Its product is annotated as pentatricopeptide repeat-containing protein At2g37230-like. Gene Ontology annotation, molecular function: protein binding. Lineage: Eukaryota; Viridiplantae; Streptophyta; Magnoliopsida; Caryophyllales; Amaranthaceae. Bases 211 to 2511 code for a protein of 766 amino acids. The record is from RefSeq and is a predicted model, not a curated record. The transcript has a single exon.